CAAAAAGCCACCAAACAAGGAAGUGCGCGUGGAGCCGAGUCACCUUCUUCGUUAAGAGCUUUAAGACGGGUUCAAGUCGAGAUCCGGAUCAGAAGAAGAUGGGCCGGUCGAGUCUGCUGGCGGUCUGGGUCCUGCUGUGUACCGGUCUGGCACUGGGCUGUGACUGGGACCAGUCCGUUGAUCCGGACCAGGGUCUGGCCGUCAUAAAUGCCUCCAUGAUGAUAAGCCUGGACAAUAUCUCGGAGGUUCCGGACCAGAAGAGCUGCCGGGCUAAGUGCUGCAGCAAGUCGGACUGCGACCUGGCCUUGGUGCGGUUCCCGGCGGACGGACUGCCGCAAUGCCUGCUGGUCACCUGCGUGGUCGGGGGCCGGGACGUGUGCGUCCUCGGGCCCGCGACACACUCCAGGGUUUACCGCAGGAAGGGCAAGAGGGAGGCCGGCAGACAGCCGCAGGAAGACGGGAAGAAGCUGGACAUCGUCCCGCUGAUGGUUUCCUGGCAGCCGGAGACCAAUGAGACCGAGAACCAAAUGUCUGCUGCUGACUUUAUUGAGCACUGUGGGGCGGAGCCUCAGGUGGGUCCCUGCAGAGCAGCGUUUAGGCGCUGGUACUACAACAGUAAGACAGGUGGCUGUCAAUCAUUCAUCUACGGAGGCUGUAGGGGAAACAAGAACAACUACGUCGGUAAGAAGAGCUGCAUGGCAACAUGUACAGUCAGAGUGCUUUCCUCCGCCAAGAAAGUUUCUGCUUAUGAAGAAGUUUCAACAGAAUACAAAGAUGGCUGCAUGGCAAUCUCUGAUCCUGGUCCCUGCCGGGCGGCCUUUCCCAUGUUCUACUAUGACCCCAACACCGCCGCCUGUCAGUCAUUCCUUUAUGGAGGUUGUCGUGGAAACCAGAACCGCUACAGCACAAUGGCCGAUUGUUUGAACCACUGCAGACGAGACGGUUUAUUUGAACAUCGUGGAAAAGUUCGGGAGCGUUGGACUGCAGCUGUCUUCCUCUUCGUCACUCUGGCAGCCAUCUCUGCUCUGCUGCUGGUUACGCUCGUCGUCAUCACGCUGAGACGCCACAGUCGGUCCCGCCGUCCACCUUCCAUCAGUGAUAAGGAGGAGUUGCUUCCACAUCCAGAUGAGCAGUCCUCUAUGGAGUCUCUCGCCGUCCCAGAGAGCCCCAAAUUGGACAAGGCCUGAGGAGAGGGUCCGGAGCCCACAGAGGGUCCGGAUCAGUGCCAGUUCUGUAACAUUAUUUUACAGGCGCUGGCUGGUUUGAUUUUAAACCUUCUAUAAUCUGGAUUAUUUGAGUGUUUCUAUAAUGUCUGUUUUCUUUUAAUUAUCACAAAACCCUUGUGUUUUUUUGUACAAAAUCAGCAAUAUAAAGUCAUCACUUUGAUUCUGGUGACUUGAGAUACUCACUUUUUAUAUUAAAACAAUUAAAUAUGUAAUCAAGUGUGUUUUUAUUAUUACAGAUUAUGAUAUCAGGUAACGUUCGGAGUCCUGUCAUAAUUAUGAUAGUUAAUGAUCCUUAUAAGUAAAUGGUACAUUGUUUUAAUAUCAACUGGGUAUCUGUAAAUCGGCAGCAGUUUGACAGUUAUAUGUUUUCAUAAUAAUAAUAAUAAUAGUUUAUCUGUUACAGCAUAAGAAACCAGCCUGGGUUUAAUAUUCUUGGUGAUUCAUCAAUGAUUUAAUAAUGUGUAAUAAUGAUGCUAGAUGUUACUGUUUCUAUAUUCAA
This is a messenger RNA of Cyclopterus lumpus (lumpfish), 1725 nucleotides long. Its product is annotated as kunitz-type protease inhibitor 2-like. NCBI's taxonomy places the organism in Eukaryota, Metazoa, Chordata, Actinopteri, Perciformes, Cyclopteridae. The transcript has 8 exons. Gene Ontology annotation, molecular function: serine-type endopeptidase inhibitor activity. The coding region runs from base 99 to 1187 and encodes 362 amino acids. The record is from RefSeq and is a predicted model, not a curated record.